AUGGCAGAGAUGAUGAAAGCGCUGGUGUACACCGGCACCAACACCCUCACGAUCCAACAACGCCCCAAGCCCAGCGUCACGGCCCCGACAGAUGCCGUAGUCCGCAUGCUGUACACCUCGAUCUGCGGGUCCGAUCUGCACAUUAUCAAAGGAGACGUGCCGUCCAUCACCCCAGGGAGAGUCCUCGGCCACGAAGGCGUGGGCGUCGUCGAGUCGCUUGGGUCCGCCGUCCACGGAUUUAGCAAAGGAGACCGUGUCUUGGUGGCGUGCAUGACGUCCUGCGGAGCAUGUGGGCUCUGCCGCCGGGGCAUCGCGGCACACUGCCAGUCCGGAGGAUGGCAACUGGGGAACAAGACGGACGGCACGCAGGCGGAGUUGCCCGAGACGAUCGAUUCUCGCGCGGCGGUUGCGGUGUCCGAUGCGUUACCGACGGCCUUGGAAUGCGGCGUCAUGAACUCGAACGUACAGCCUGGGGGGUCGGUGGUUAUCAUCGGCGCGGGGCCCGUGGGCAUCUCUUGCGUGCUCUGUGCGAGGUUGUAUUCGCCCGCGUUGUUGGUCGUGGUCGACCUGGAUGAGAAUCGAUUGGAGACAGCCCGGAAGAUGGGCGCCCAUGCGACGGUGAAUGCGGGCGAUCCCAAUGUCAAGAAGAUUCUCUAUGAGUUGACUGCCGGUCAAGGCUUUGACUCGGUCAUUGAGGCUGUUGGGAUCCCGGUCACGUUCGAGCUGGGCCAGGAGCUGGUGGCGGUUGGCGGGUCUAUUGCCAAUGUGGGAGUGCAUGGCACCAAGGUGGAUCUCCAUCUGGAAAAGCUGUGGGAUCGCAAUAUCAGUAGGCUCCCUCUUUCUUGCUGGACCCUUUUAACACAUUGUUUCCCAUUCUCUCAAGCCACGGUUGCGUAUGAUACAUUCCGUGCUGCAGCCAGCACCAAAGCGUUGAAAGUUGCCAUUAGCUUCAAUCCGGAAGAUGAGGAGGCCAAAGAACGCCUAUGA
This is a messenger RNA of Aspergillus terreus NIH2624, 987 nucleotides long. RefSeq names its product zinc-dependent alcohol dehydrogenase family protein. The transcript is spliced from 4 exons. The coding region runs from base 1 to 987 and encodes 328 amino acids. Gene Ontology annotation, molecular function: zinc ion binding; oxidoreductase activity. The record is from RefSeq and is a predicted model, not a curated record. NCBI's taxonomy places the organism in Eukaryota, Fungi, Ascomycota, Eurotiomycetes, Eurotiales, Aspergillaceae.